This is a messenger RNA of Spodoptera litura, 1492 nucleotides long. Its product is annotated as carbonic anhydrase 6. The record is from RefSeq and is a predicted model, not a curated record. NCBI's taxonomy places the organism in Eukaryota, Metazoa, Arthropoda, Insecta, Lepidoptera, Noctuidae. Gene Ontology annotation, cellular component: cytoplasm. Gene Ontology annotation, molecular function: carbonate dehydratase activity; zinc ion binding.
CGAACGAAAAAAUCAACGAACCAAAUAUUAAUUUAUAUGUUUGAAUUGAUUUUUUUAUUGGCCACGUGACCGGGAUUGUUAGAUAUUAUAUUAUAUGUAUCAGAAAAAGAUAUCAAAUGUUACGUUAUGGUAUUUACUGAUUCUACACAUUCGGGUUUCUGGAUACACAGGAACCCCUAGGCUAAGAAAGGUGACACUUGAAGACAUCUUGGUUUUGACCAAUCAUACAGGACAAUUACAAGAUCAGACGAGUUCUAGAACAAACACACUGUUUGACGAUGCAGAUGAUAUUCAGAGGCAACUCGAUAACGAAGCUAGGGAUCGCCUUAAGUUUGGAAGACCAAAAACUAUUUGGGUCUUCCAUUUUCCAACGCAUUUUCCAGACCGCAACUCUAUAGAUGAAGAUGCUCCCGAAGACCAAAUAAGAUACCCACGAGAUUUGAUUCUAAGAAAAAAACCUCGAGAGGAGGAGACAGAAGAUGAAGCAACUGCCAAUGAUUUGAUGACACCACCGUUGCCACCAUUUCUAGAUUGGGAAUACAUUUCUCAAGGAAGAUGGGACAAAACAUUUCCAGAGUGCGGUGGGAAAUCCCAGUCUCCUGUAGACUUACCAAUAGCUGGUCUCAUAAAGGCAAGAGGUGCAAGGUCAUUGCUUUUUCAGAACUACGACGUGCAGGCACAGGAAUUGACUUUGAUGAACGAUGGUAAACGAGUAAUGCUCUUCGGUGAAUGGAAAAGCGCACAGCGUCCCCUAAUCUACGGCGGAGCUGCACAUAGUCGACGGUAUCUGUUCCACUCCCUCACGCUUCACCUGCCAGCAGAACAUACAGUAGGCGGCCUUCAGUACCCUGCAGAAACUCAAGCAUUCUAUGUAUCUGCUGAGUACAGGAAUCUAGAACAUGCCCUGGAUGCAUCUCCUAGCGAUCCACAAGCUUUCCUUGCAGUUGCUAAUUUGUAUAAGUAUUCAAACCACUCACACAAGGGCUUAGAAGAACUUCUACAAUUAUCUAAGUCAGUGCGUUACCGCAAUAUUUCUAUUAAAGCGAAAUCUCUCAGUUACUUCAACCCUCCAUUCAAAGACUAUGCUUGCUAUCAAGGGUCCCUGUCCACUCCACCAUGCACUGAGUCUGUCCUCUGGCUCGUUAGAGGAAGGACAUUGUCUGUUAUGAGAGAAUCGGUGGAAGAGAUCCUCCUAAAGACUCAGUCGUCACCACAACAAAUGUCCUUCCGUACUGUUCAACCGCUGAAUGACAGAAAGGUGUACCUUUUUAAAUGAAUGAGGGUGAAGUUUUCGGAAGAUUUCGGAUAUUGCUUUCUCAGAAACAAAAUAUGAAUUAUGUUCAGAAUGCAUAGUAACUAUGUUAAGGCGAACGUGCAGAUAGCUCGCCUGACGAGAGCUAUCGGACUCCUGCUGCGCAGAGCUGACCCAUUCGUGUUGGUGCUGCCUUCGAACUUCUGCAACACCGUGGAGUUAGUAGUCCAGCUGACCAAG